GGCGCGUCCCAGGUUGGCAGCUGCCGGCUGAGCCCGCGGCUACAGCGGCGGUGGCCAGAGCCGGAUGCUCGCGAGCUCCGUGCGGCUCGAGCCGUUUUCCUCGCUGGUGCAGCGCCAACUCGCCCCCGCCGGAGAGGGAGACCUCGCGGCUCUCUGCUCGAGAACUCCGGUGUCUCAGCCUCGGGGCUCCUCGGGAGAAAGCCAAGUGCCCCCAGGUGAAGCCGGCGUCCCAGAACGGCCCCGGAACGCCUGCCGCCAGCUUGCACCUUUUAGGAACCGCGACCGCCGAGCGUUUUCCAGCGCCUGCAACGCAGGGCGCGCGGGGAGAGUGGGGUCCACUCCGUGGGAAGGGGCGACAAGGACACCGAUGAUGGACGCACAGACCUGGCGCGCGGGCUGUUGCUGUCUCCUCCUUCUGGCUGUUGCUGGGGCUACUCGGAGCGAGGGCGUGCAGAGCUGCGAAGAAGUUCGGAAACUUUUCCAGUGGCGCCUGGUGGGAGCUGUCAAGGGGCUGCCGGAUUCGCCGCGGGCAGGACCCGAUCUUCAGGUUUGCAUAUCCAAAAAACCUACAUGUUGCACCAGGAAGAUGGAGGAGAGGUACCAGAUUGCAGCUCGCCACGAUAUGCAGCAAGUGCUUCAAACGUCCAGCUCGACGCUAAAGUUUCUAAUAUCGCGAAAUGCUGCGGCUUUUCAAGAAGCCCUUCAAACUCUCAUCAGACAAGCAGAGAAUUACACCAGCAUUCUGUUCUGCAACACCUACAGGAACAUAGCCCUAGAGGCUGCAGCCUCAGUUCAGGAGUUGUUCACUGAUGUGGGGCUCUAUUUAUUUGGUGCGGAUGUUAAUCCUGAAGAGUUCAUAAACAGAUUCUUUGACAGUCUUUUCCCUCUCGUUUACAAUCACCUCAUUAAUCCUGGCAUGACAGACAGUUCCCUGGAAUACUCAGAAUGCAUCCGGACGGCCCGCCGGGAUGUUAGUCCAUUUGGUAAUAUUCCCAAAAGAGUAAUGGGGCAGAUGGGGAGAUCACUGCUGCCUAGCCGCACAUUUCUGCAGGCGCUGAAUCUGGGCAUCGAAGUCAUCAAUACCACAGACCAUCUGCACGUCUCCAAAGAGUGCAGCAGAGCCCUCCUGAGGAUGCAGUACUGCCCUCUCUGCCAGGGCCUGACUCUCAGUAAGCCUUGCAUGGGGUACUGCCUCAACGUCGUGAGAGGCUGCCUGGCACACACGGCAGAGCUGAAUCCGCACUGGCAUGCCUACAUCCGGUCCUUGGAGGAACUAUCGGACGCCAUGCACGGAACAUACGACAUUGAACAUGUGCUCCUGAACUUCCACGUGCUUGUUAACGACGCUGUGAUGCAGGCUCACCUCAAUGGACAGAAGUUAUCAGAACAGGUCAGUAAGAUUUGUGGCCGUCUAAUCAGAACACCUACACAAAGCCCCCGUUGUUCUUUUGAUGGAAGCAAAGAGAAGCAUGGGAUGAAGAUCUCUCCCAGAAACGAUGAAGAGACACUUGCCAACAGAAGAAAAGAAUUUAUCAACAGUCUUCGACUAUACAGGACGUUCUAUGGAGGCCUGGCUGAUGAGCUUUGUGUUAACGAAUUAGCCGCUGCUGAUGGGCUGCCGUGCUGGAAUGGGGAAGAUAUAGUAAAAAGCUAUGCUCAGCGUGUGGUUGGAAAUGGAAUCAAAGCCCAAUCUGGAAAUCCCGAAGUCAAAGUCAGAGGAACUGAUCCUGUGAUAAAUCAAAUUAUUGAUAAACUGAAGCACGUUAUUCAGUUGUUACAGGGUAGGUCACCCAAACCCGACAAGUGGGAGCUCCAGAUGGGCAGUGGUGGUGGCAUGGUUGAACAGGUCAGCGGGGACUGUGAUGAUGAAGAUGGUUGUGGUGGAUCAGGAAGUGGAGAAGUCAAGAGGACACUAAAAAUCACAGACUGGAUGCCAGAAGAGAUGAACCUCAGUGACGUAAAGCAGAUCCAUCAGACAGGCCGAGGUAGUACUUUAGAUACAACAGGAGCAGGAUGUUCAGCAGCGACUGAAUCUACCACAUUUAUGCUGAUGGGUGUGGUAAUGUUACUUCCUUGGCUUUGGUAACUGAACUCUUCUACCCUGAUAUACCUGUCUUACUGGAGUCUUGAUUUCUCCCGUCUUCACCUGACUGGAAUAUGAAAUCUUUUCGAAUGUAACAAUUAUAUUUACAAAAAACUAUGUCACACUAACUUCUUAUAAGCCAAGUGGGAAUGUUCACAGAGUAU
Odobenus rosmarus divergens (Pacific walrus) is the source of this 2247-nucleotide messenger RNA. RefSeq names its product glypican-5-like (gene GPC5). Gene Ontology annotation, biological process: regulation of protein localization to membrane; positive regulation of canonical Wnt signaling pathway; cell migration. Gene Ontology annotation, cellular component: extracellular region; cell surface; plasma membrane. The transcript is spliced from 8 exons. NCBI's taxonomy places the organism in Eukaryota, Metazoa, Chordata, Mammalia, Carnivora, Odobenidae. The record is from RefSeq and is a predicted model, not a curated record. Bases 65 to 2086 code for a protein of 673 amino acids.